CUAAAAAGGCUGGCUUUCCGAAGUUCUCCUUUGCCAGCUGCAUGAUUUCAGUUCUUUUCUGAACCUUUCUGCUCAAGAUAUGAGAUGACGAACGUCACAAGGAUUAGGGGCCCUGAGCCAUGGCCUUUCCUCGUAACCUAGACGGAGAGUCUGGGUUUUCUCCAGAUGGAAGUCACCAAGUGGCCUUUAAUGCAGGUGAUUUGGAGACUUUGGACAUCGAUGGGGCUUCGAGGAACUUCCAUCCAGAUGCUCAGGGCUCCAGGGCUCAGGCGUCUCAGCCCUCGAAUCGGCUUUCAGCACUUUCGGUGACGCGUUCUGGAAUGUCCACACAACGGCUGUCAGCGCCUUUGCAAGCUUCCGGGAACCCAAACAUACGAUCGUCGCUGAGUUCAGAAGGCCCGCAGGCAAGGAGAUCGCGGAUGCAGCAACAGCAAAGGCACAUGACAGCGUCCUUUCUGGAGCUCCAUCAAUUCCACGACGUGAAGACUCCGCGUUCGUCCCCAUUGAGGAUUGGGAAGACCUUGGUGAGGGGCGUGUGUCCGGUCCACCUGGCGGCCUACCUGGGCGACGCCACUGCGUUGCUGCUGCUGCUCGACGCGGGCGCCGACCCCGAGCAGCUGACGGAGGACCGGAAGGACGCGGAGGACGUGGCACUCCUGGCGCGGAAGGGGAGCUCCCACAACAAGUUCCUGCGUGUGCUGCAAGCCGCGAAGGCGCGUGUGCUGGAGAUCCAGUCCGACUACUGCGCCUCCGAAGCGCCGCGCCGGUGCCGCUGUCGCGACGGAGUUUGUUAUGAGUGCGACCAGUUGCUCGUGGCCAGCUUUUGACUGCCGGGUUUUGGGACCCGGCAUUGGCUGGCACCCUUCGUGCGCCAGCCGCCAGGCGCGGCCAGGCGUGGCCAAGGGCUUGUCUCACACCGGUGGAAUGGCAAGCAUGAGGUUUGUUCAAUCUGUU
Durusdinium trenchii is the source of this 954-nucleotide messenger RNA. The record is from the annotation of a GenBank genome assembly. Lineage: Eukaryota; Dinophyceae; Suessiales; Symbiodiniaceae.